Fusarium poae is the source of this 6342-nucleotide messenger RNA. RefSeq names its product Non-ribosomal peptide synthetase (gene NPS6). The transcript has 4 exons. The record is from RefSeq and is a predicted model, not a curated record. Bases 1 to 6342 code for a protein of 2113 amino acids. Gene Ontology annotation, cellular component: cytoplasm. Gene Ontology annotation, molecular function: catalytic activity; phosphopantetheine binding. Gene Ontology annotation, biological process: secondary metabolite biosynthetic process; amino acid activation for nonribosomal peptide biosynthetic process. NCBI's taxonomy places the organism in Eukaryota, Fungi, Ascomycota, Sordariomycetes, Hypocreales, Nectriaceae.
AUGGAAGGUGACAAUUCCUCCAAGAUGGACACCCAGAACACCCUCCGAAAUCGCCCGCGACGAAAGUGUUUCCAGAGAGGGGACCCUGGGAUGAAAUGGCAAAUAUCUUGUAAAAGAGAGAAAAGAUCAAACAUGACAGAACUUGACUUAUCUGCGAAGCCAAAUGCGCCGCAGACAAAGAGCGUGCGUCAUGACGUGCCUGUUCUGCGCAAACACCACGAACAAGAUACCCAGGAGCUUGAGAUACUACUAUUAGCAUGGUCGCUUCUUUUAUAUCGUCACAAUCAUGGCAACCACGUCGAGUUCUCUUGGGGAUUGACCGAGAUCGGAUCUUCCACAUGUCAUACCUUCACACUCAACACAGCCAAGUUGCAAUGGGAUGGGAGCAACUCUGUCGCAUCGGAGCUCCAAGUGCUUAGAACAUAUAUACAGCAGCAAUUACCGUCAGAAGUAUCAUACACAAGGGAUAGCUACAAGUUCUUCUUCAAUGACGAGCCUGCGCAAGGUGGCUUGGUCAACCAAAUUACCCAAGAAGACGAUAUUUCAGUGAACUGGGGAAAUGUCCAAAUUCAAGCAACACUAGAAGAUGACGCUCUCUACCUUCGACCGACCUGGCGCGAACCUCUAGGCGCAGAGUUCCUCGCAAACCACCUCGCUCAAGCUUUUGUCGAAGUCCUCAACACAACCCUCGCCGACCCCGACGCAAUACUAUCCUCCGUUCUACCACUAGGAAAAUUGGAUAACUCAGUGAUAUGGAACUGGAAUAAAGAUCUUCCUCCGCCAGUGCCGGAGUGCAUUCACACAUUGAUCACCGAGCAAGUGAGAUUGCGACCCGAUGCCCAAGCCAUUUGCUCUUGGGAUGGCAACCUUACAUAUGCCGAGAUGGACAACCUGUCUACACUGCUCGCACACCACCUGAUUGAUCUCGGUGUCAAGAACGGUGAUAUUGUCCCCUUGUGCUUUGAGAAAUCUAGGUGGACGACAGUAGGUGUUAUGGGUGUCAUCAAGGCGGGUGCGGCUUUCGUGCUCAUGGAUCCGAGUCAGCCUAUUCAGCGACGACAGGUUAUGGCGCAGCAAGUAAAGGCGACACAUAUUCUCACUUCAAGAGACCAAGCGAAAUACGGAUCUGAGAUUGCGCCCGAGGCAAAGCAUGUCAUUGUUGAUACGGAAAAACUUGACUCACUCGCCAAAACCAUCGAGAAUCCUCUUCGAGAACUGCCUCAUGUGCCACCCGAAUCGCUUCUUUAUAUCAUCUUUACUUCUGGAAGUACAGGAACGCCAAAGGGAGUGAUGCUCUCUCAUGAGACGUACACUGCCAGUGCGCUUGCGCGAAGCACAGGAAUCGGAUACUCAAGUAUCUCGCGAUCGCUCGACUUUACCUCGUACGCCUUUGAUGUCAGCAUUGACAGUAUUCUAUGUACGCUCAUUCGCGGCGGAUGUCUUUGCAUUCCCACUGAUAUGGACCGUGUGAAUGAUUUGAGCGGCGCGAUCCGUCGUUUGAAGGUUAACAUGGUCAACAUCACACCUUCUGUCGCGCGCAUCCUGGACCCCGAUAUCAUCCCAUCAUUGAACAGUCUUGGUAUCGGUGGUGAGGCUUGCUCAGCUGGAGACAUUGCCAUUUGGGGUCAACAUACACGAAUUGUUAUCGGUUACGGUCCCGCUGAGUGUACCAUUGGAUGCACUGUCAACCCCAGCGCGGCAGGCAAGCCGUAUGUCAGCAUGGGUCCAGGUACUGGCGCAUGUAUCUGGCUGGUCGACCCUGACGACCACAACAAGCUUGUGCCGGUAGGUGCAGUUGGUGAACUGCUCAUUGAGGGUCCCAUCGUUGGUCAAGGUUAUCUUGGAGAUCCCGAGAAGACGAAAGAGGCUUUCAUUCAUGACCCGGACUUCCUCCUCGCCGGCGCAGAUGGUAUUCCCGGACGAAGUGGUCGCCUAUACAAGUCGGGAGACUUGGUCCGAUACGAUCCCGAUGGCGAAAACGGUUUCAUUUUUGUCGGUCGUAAGGAUACACAGAUCAAGCUUCGCGGACAGCGCGUGGAACUGGGCGAGAUUGAACACCACAUCAAGAACCUCCUUCCUCCAGGAGCCGAAGUUGUCGCUGAGAUCAUCGCGCCACGAAACCAGAACAAAGAGUCAAUGCUUGUGGCUUUUGUUGCGGACCGUGAAGCCAAAGAUGAGGGAGACUCUCGUCAUAUUGACUUCCCACCUCGUUUCCGCGAUGCCCUCGAAACACUGAAUGACAAGCUUUCCAAGGUCCUGCCUGUGUACAUGGUUCCUACUCAGUACAUCACACUCUCAAAGAUCCCGUACCUUGUGUCUGGUAAGACGGAUCGCAAGUCGCUGCGUGCUCUCGGCGCAGAGAUCUCCGCCAACAUGCAAGCCUCGGCGGCCGCAAAUGAGAGCUCAGAGAUUCGUGAGCCACAGUCCGAGGCUGAGCUGUUCCUGCGCGAUUCUUGGUGUCGCUUGCUUGGUCUUGAGAAUAAGCAAGUCAGCACUACACACAACUUCUUCACAUCAGGCGGUGACUCAGUCCUUGCAAUGAAGCUUGUUCCAAUUGUUCGCGACUGGGGUUACACGCUCUCUGUCGCCGACAUCUUCAACUACCCGGUCCUUUCCGACAUGGCUAAGUCUAUGCAAAAGGGCGACAACAGCCAGGGAAUUGAUAUGCAAAUUCCCGAGUUCUCUUUGCUCAAGGAUGACAUGGAUCGUGAAGCUUUGUGUGCUGAGGCUGCCGAGCAAUCUGGUUGCGAUGUCAGUGCGAUUGAGGACAUUUAUCCUUGUGCGCCCAUGCAAGAGAUUCACAUGGCCUUUUACACGAGAUCAAAGGAGAAUUAUGUUGCGCAACGAAUCGCAGACAUUCCUGCUACUAGCUCAAUCGACAAACUCAAGUCGGCUUGGAGUGUCGUUUACAAAGAGAGCCCAAUCCUUCGCACUCGUAUUGUUGAGUUUAAGCAACAUGGCUUCAUGCAAGUUGUUGUUAACGAGUCUCUACAGUGGGAGGAGGUUGACUCCAGUCUAGAGGAGUUCGUUGAGAAGGAUAAGAAGGAGCCCAUGUCACCUGGCGCACCUCUCUCGCGCUUUGCUAUCGUCACCGACAAGGCUCUCGACAAGCGUUACUUCGUGUGGACAGCCCACCAUGCUAUCUAUGACGGAUGGUCAACAGACCUCAUUGUCGAACAUGCAGGCGCUGCAUACAAGGGCGAAGAAGUGUCUCGGCCUGCCCAGUUCAAGCACUUCAUUCGCUAUCUCGCUGAAGACUCACGCAAGUCUUCCAAGGAUUACUGGAAGACUCAGCUUGCCGGAGCCACGGGGCCUCAGUUCCCAUCUCUUCCAUCACGUUCCUACAUCCCUGACCCUACGUCCUUGACUGAGCGAUUCAUCAAACUUGACAAGGCUGCCAAGUCGGACAUCACCAUCGCUACCGUCAUUCGUGCGGCUUGGGCUUUGCUAGCGUCUCAGUACUCUAUGAGCGACGAUGUUAUUUUUGGAGAGACCUUCAUGGGUAGAACCAUUCCUCUUCCUGGCGCUGAGUUGAUUGAAGGUCCCAUUCUGGCUACAGUCCCGGUCCGUAUUCGUCUUGACCGCACAACAACUGUUCAAGACUUCCUCCGAGCCGUACAAGAACAAAGCGUCAAACGCGCUGCUCAUGAGCACCUUGGUAUCCAACACAUCCGACGACUCAGCGAAGACGCCCAGAUUGCUUGUGAGGUCACCAUGGGUCUUGUCGUCCAGCCUCAAGAUCCUGAUCCUAUUGAGACUGAGAACGACACUCUUCCAUCAUUCCGAGGAGGCGACGCUGCUCUCGAAGCUCUGCACUUUAACUCAUAUCCUCUGAUGUUGGCUGUGUCUAUGCAAAAGACAGGUUUCCGACUUUUGGCAAGCUUUGACUCGGAGCUCUUGAGCCACGUGCAAGUCGAGCGCGUGCUGUCGCAAUUUGAAGUUGCUAUCAACCAGCUUCGCGGUGACAUGUCGCGCUCAUUGAACGAGCUGACAUGCUUGGGCGCGGAAGAGCUUGGUCAGAUUUGGGAAGCGAACAAGUACGCCCCUGUAUCUCCCAAGGAUAUCUCUAGAUUCCUGUCCACCGGCGACAAGUACCCUACUGUUCAAUAUAUCCCUUGGGUAGUUCAGCCUGGCAAUGACAAGCUUCUCAUGCCUUUGGGAAGCACUGGAGAACUCCUUCUUGAGGGCGCCGCUUUGGCGGGUGAUGAUGUUAUUGAUACUCCCGAAUGGCUCAAGGAGGGUGCAAUGGGAUACCCAGGACGACAGGGCAAGCUGUUCCGUACCGGAGAUCUCGUCAAGUACAGCGAUGACAUGAGCCUAGUAUUCAUCGGUCGGAAAGAUGCCAUGACUAGCGUAGAUGGACGUGUCGUAGACCUCAACGCUACCGAUCUUGAACUCAAGCGACUUCUGCCCAGCAACUGCAAGGCUGUCAGUAGACUUGUUGUUCCCAAGGGCUCUAGCAGCCAGACACCUGUGGUGGUUGCUUUCGUUCAAGAGACGCCCGCCAAGGAUGCCCAAUUGCUCAAGCUUGGUCUUGACAUCAGUGAUGCUUCACUGCCCUUGUCGCAGGCUGUUUCCGUUGAGCUUGCGACCGCCAUAAUCGGUCUUAACAAGGCCAUGGUUGAGACUCUGCCACCCUACGCAAUUCCCUCGAUCUGCAUUCCUCUUGAUAACUCUGCCAACAUCAGUUCAAUUGACAAUGUUGCCGAGAACAUUACUUUGUCGUUGGUAGUCGAGCUGCGCAAGUCUUUCGCGUCCCUCAAAAAGACCAUCGCGGAUACUACGGUCUUGACUACAAAAGAGCGCGUGCUUCGCGCGUCAUGGUCCAAAUUCCUUGGUAGUGAAGAAGAGAAGCUUGCGCUUGAUGACAACUUCUUCCGCCUGGGCGGUGACUCAAUUGUGGCCAUGCGCAUGGUCUCGGCUCUGCGACAAGAAGGCUACCGUCUCUCUGUAGCGAGUAUCUUCCAAAACAUGCAGCUUAGAGGCAUGGCUGACUCACUGGUUGAGAUCUCAACUGAGAGUGAAGAGUCAACUAAGAAGUAUACUACCUUCUCAUUACUCAACACGAAGGAUAUCGACGACUUCUUGAUAAAGGUUAUCCAGCCUCAAUUGGCCAAUCCAGAGUGGAAGAUCAAGGACGUUCUGCCUGCGACUGGACCUCAGGCUGGCGAUGUCAAGCAAUCCGUUUUCGCGCCACGAAGCUCCGUUCAAUACAACAUGCUCUACCUGGAUCAGUCAAUCGACACUGCCCGCCUCAUCGACAGCUUCCAGUACCUUGUUUCUCAGCAUGCUAUUCUUCGAACCGUAUUUGUUCAGAAUGAAGGACAGACUUUGCAGGUCGUGCUUGAUGACUUGAAGGUGCCUGUCACGGAACAAAGUGUUGGGGGUUCAAUUGACUCUGCCGCCAAGCAGCUCGCUGAAUCAGAUGUCAACAGCAGCACCGAUCUUACUCAUGGCUCUUCCUUCAUCCGCCUGUUUAUCCUUCGUGGUGAGACUGAGAAUGCCUUCGUCAUCCGAAUUUCUCACGCUCAAUACGACGGUGUUUCUCUACCUGAGCUCAUCCGCCAACUCGAGCUUCGGUACCGAGGUCUGGAGAUCCCAUCCUCGGAGCCUUUCGAGACCUACCUCCAGCAUCUUUCCACCGUCAAGCCUCAAAAUGUCGAGUUCUGGCGCAAAAACCUCCAAGGUUCCUCGUACACUGAGAUUGCUCCCGCUGCGGAUCCUCAGAAGAAGACGGCCUUUAUGACAAAGGAUGUGGACAUUUCUGGAGCCUCGCCUAACACUACACACGCAAUGUUGCUCACCGCGGGUUGGGCCAAGGUCCUGUCGCAGCACCUUGACGUGCCUGAUGUCACUUUCGGUGGCAUUGUGUCUGGUCGCGACAUCGAUGUCACCGGAAUUGACACCAUCAUGGGUCCCUGCUACCAAUACCAGCCUGUGCGAGUCAAGUUCGAACCUAACUGGACAGCAACAGACCUCUUGGACUCAGUACGAAGCCAGUCCCUCGAGGGAAGUCAGCGCGCCACGCUUAGCUUUCAGGAAAUACUCAAGGAAUGUACGGAUUGGCCAGCGGAAACUCCCUUCUACGGAUCCUUCACAAAUCACCUCAACAAAGAGUUCUUUGACUCAAUUCCUUUCGCGGGAACAAAGUGCCGCGUAGACUACUCAAUUCCUCAUCCCGAGCCUGCGACACCACCCCGUGUUGUGUCAUUCUCGGAGGAUGGCAGGACGCAGAUUGGCAUUGAAGCUGACGAAGAGCGUCGGGAAUUCUGGGAGGCUCGAUUGGGCGAGUUGGCUCAUGUUAUUGAGGGUUUCAUCAAGAAUCCUGAAGCAUUGAUCUAA